AUGGCGCCAGUUGGCUCUUUAGCUCCCCGAGGCCACAUCUGGACUGGUCAUGAGUCGUUUGAAUUGCAAACUAACGAGAAACCCGACGCGCCGGUUCGCCCGAGUGCGCAUUUUGAGGCUGGAAUAGCUUUCGAGCGACUCAAAGUCCACGGCUAUGCUUCCGAGGAGCGUUACCAGCAUACGCUCACUUCUCGUAUCCUAAGCAGCACCGUCGCCUUCUGGGAUUGCCUGAGGCGGCGCGGCCCGAAGCCUGUAGACAUCCUCCACGACUUCAAUGGUCUCGUUCGUCCGGGUGAGAUGCUGCUCGUGCUCGGAAGGCCUGGCAGUGGGUGCUCAACAUUCCUCAAGACAAUGGCUGGGGACACGCAUGGCAUUUGUGUUUCGGAAAAGAGCACAAUCAGUUACCAAGGCAUUUCUUACGACUUGAUGCGUCGCAAGUAUCCCGCCGAGCGCAUUUACAUGGCUGAAGAAGACAUCCACUUUCCAGAAUUGACCGUCGGCGAAACCCUCGCCUUCGCAGCGACUACUCGAGAAAAGGAUCCUCUCAAGAGCCGCAAAGGGAAGAACUCCAGCACGGCAGUCGCGCGGCUAUUUGCCUUGGACUCUGCCAUUGAUACACGGAUUGGGAAUGCCAUGAUACGCGGCGUCAGUGGUGGAGAGAGGAAACGAACGAGCAUCGCAGAAGCGGUUCUCAACUGCUCUCAGGUCCAAUGUUGGGAUAACAGCACCCGAGGCCUCGACAGCCUGACUGCUGUGCGCUUCGUAAAGCUUCUCAGAGCGUCGACUGAUUCUCUCAAAUCAACGGUCCUCAUGAGCAUCUACCAAGCCUCGGAGGAGAUGUACCAGCAAUUUGACAACGUAACGCUACUAUACGAGGGGCAUCAAAUAUACUGCGGUCCUACGAGCUCCGCUGCUGUGUAUUUCCAUCGUCUGGGUUUCGAGAGGCCGAGCCGUGCAACGACAGCCGAUUUUCUGACAUCGCUCACGAAUCCGGCCGAAAGGGUUGCUCGAGCGCGUUGCGAGGGGCGUGUCCCCCGGUCAGCAGAGGACUUUGCUCGAUGUUGGGCACAAAGCGACGAAGCUCGGGCGCUCAAGCUUCGCAUUCACGAAUUUCUCGACAAGCAUCCUGUGUCAGUUGAGGGUUCGCUGAAUUCCCAACGCGGUUCUGCGUACACGAUCUCGGUACAUCGUCAAGUCCUAGCUUGCGCUGGAAGAGGGUUUUUGCGCCUACACAAUAACUUGGCUCCUGUCAUUGCAGGCAUAGUUGGCAACACCAUCAUCGCCAUCAUUACCGGCAGCGUGUUUUACAACCUCGGAGAAACCACCGAAAGCCUUCAAAAGCGUUCAGUCCUGCUCUUCUUUGCCAUCAUGAUUAACGCCCUGACUCCGGCCUUCGAGGUGCUCACAAUGUGGGCACAUCGUCCAGUCGUUGAGAAGCACCACCGAUAUAUUCUCUAUCGGCCUGCGGCCGAGGCUUGUGCGUCUAUUGUCUGUGAUCUUCCGAACAAGAUUAUCACUACAGUUAUGUUCAACAUACCGAUCUACUUUAUGACGAAUCUCCGUCGGACGGUGUCUGCAUGGUUCAUCUAUCUAUUGUUCUGCUUUGUAACUGUUGUAACAAUGUCGAUGUUUUUUCGGAUGGUGGGAUCAGCCUCACGGACUAGCGCACAGACAAUGGCGCCGGUUGCCAUGUUGAUCCUACUCUUCAUCACAUACGCUGGCUUUGUGGUUCCUAGCGUUUAUAUGGUGCCUUGGCUCGGGUGGUUUCGAUGGCUGAAUCCGAUUGCGUAUGCGUACGAAAGCCUGAUGAUCAACGAGUUUCGUGGACGCAGUUUUGAAUGUUUCGCUACCGUGCCUACGGGUCCAGCAUACGAAUCGUAUAACCAUACCUUAGCAAAUGUUUGCAACGCAAUCGGAGCCGCUCCCGGCAGCGAUAACGUACGGGGCUCGGACUACCUUCGGCUGCGCUACGGCUUCGUACACCAUCACCUCUGGCGCAACUUCGCCAUCUUGGUCACGCUGAUGAUCACCUUCGCUACUGCGCAUCUGGUAGCGGCUGAAUAUAUACCCGCACAACGGUCCAAGGGAGAUAUCUUGCCAUUUUUGAAGGGUCCCAAACGGAGUCGUAAGAUCAGGGAUAUGCCAAAGGAUGAGGAGGACAACCGGUCCGUGCGUUGUGCAGAUAUCCUGGGCGGUGAAGAAACGGAGAAGAAGAAGGGUUCCCUUGGGGAUAAGGAGAUGCCUUCCGUCGCGUUUCACUGGCAGAAUGUCAACUAUCAAUUGCAGACGGGCGAUGGAACCAAAGAUAUCCUGACUGAUAUGAACGGUUGGGUGGAGCCUGGUUCACUCACGGCGUUAAUGGGUGCCACUGGCGCUGGAAAAACCUCUCUACUGAACGCCUUAGCCUGUCGGACAUCGACUGGGGUUGUCACAGGUGAGAUCUAUAUUGGUGGUUAUCAACGCGAUGCGAGUUUCCAGUCCAGAAUGGGCUACGUCCAGCAAGAUGACCUCCACCUGCCAACCUCUACUGUGCGCGAGGCUCUCCGCUACAGCGCAUUACUACGGCAACCGAGAGAAAUUUCACAGGCGGAGAAGCUAGCCUAUGUUGAGACUGUCAUCAGUAUGUUGGAUAUGGAACCGUACGCGGAGGGAAUUGUCGGUAUCCCUGGGAAAGGUCUCAAUGUGGAACAGCGCAAACGACUUACCAUUGCGGUUGAAUUGGUGGCGAAACCGGAUCUACUUCUCUUUCUAGACGAACCUACCUCGGGACUUGACAGUCAGACAGCAUGGUCGAUAUGCAUGCUGCUUCGCCGCCUGGCGAACAACGGCCAAGCAAUCGUCUGUACAAUCCACCAGCCGUCAUCUCAAUUAUUCUUCACUUUCGAUCGCCUACUCCUGCUCGAGAAAGGCGGCAAAACGCUCUAUUUUGGAGAUAUUGGGCGUGACGCAUCGAUUCUCAUCCAGUACUUCGAGAAGAACGGCGCUUCCCCUUGUCCUCCGCGGAGGAAUCCCGCCGAGUGGGUCCUAGAUGUGACUAGCCAGACGAGGGAGGUCGACGACCAACAAGACAAGUCGUUAUGUGAAUGGAGCCGAAUAUGGGAUAAGAGUUUUGAGAAGCAAGAAGUGCUACGGCACCUUACAAAACUGCAGUCCUCUCAGCCAGGGGACGCUCCAAGUAAAUCCUCGCAGCCAAGAACAUAUGCUGCUCCGCUAUCGUUACAAUUACUCCUCACGGUGGGACGGAUCUUUCAGAAUUAUUGGCGCGAUCCAACAUAUAUCUACUCGAAAGUCGCGCUGUGUGUUGGCGUGGCGCUCUGUACCGGACUGUCGUUCUAUAUGACGCCCCAAGACAUACAGGGUCUGCAGAACGUUGUCUUCUCGAUAUUUCUUCUGACACAACUUUUCAGCACAAUCGACCAGCAGGUGAUCCCACGCUUAGUCGAAAAUCGCGACCUUUUUGAAGCUCAAGAGUACAGAUCCAGAACUUACUCGUGGACCGUCUUUCUCGCUUCAAACAUCCUGGUGGAACUCGUGUGGCAGUCGUUCUCGGCCGUGCUGGUGUUUGUCACUUGGUAUUACCCGACAGGUCUCUGGAAAAACGGCGACACAUCCUUCACAGCCGUAGAGAGGGGUGCCCUGACGUUUGGUAUCAUUUGGCUGUUUUGUCUCUUUAUUUCGACCCUAUCGCAAGCGGUAGGGAUCGCGAUAAAGCACGCAGAGACAGCGGUGCAGAUCGCGACACUCUUCUUCUACCUAUCCCUUAUCUUCUGCGGUGUUCUAGUUGCACCAUCUGAGCUGCCUCGCUUCUGGAUCUUCAUGUACCGCGUGUCACCGCUGACAUACUUUGUUCGAGGCAUCGCUGUCGCCGGGCUGGCAAAUACCAGGGUCACCUGCUCGAGCGCAGAGCUUCUCCAUAUUUCGGCUCCAGCAGGUCAGACUUGUGAACAGUACUUGGGUCCCUAUAUUAAAUACGCCGGUGGCUCGAUCCAGGAGGGUGGUGGAGACCAGGAUUGCCGAUAUUGUCCGGUGUCUGAGACAAACCAGUUUCUUGUUGCCAACGGUGUUCAGGUCGAUCAGAAGUGGCAAAACUUCGGCUUUCUCUGCGCCUAUGUCGCUUUCAACAUGGCUGCGACAUUUGGUAUAUACUGGGUUACGAGAAUACGGCGAGGGAACAGGUUAUAAUACUUGUAAUAGCGGUACGUGGGUCGCGAUACACGCUCCAUGGCCCAGCUCUUGCCUGCGGAAACCUCGUCCCGAGCCUUCAGCGGGUAAUAACCCAA
Messenger RNA from Trematosphaeria pertusa, 4280 nucleotides. RefSeq names its product ABC transporter Cdr4. Gene Ontology annotation, cellular component: membrane. The transcript has 10 exons. The record is from RefSeq and is a predicted model, not a curated record. Gene Ontology annotation, molecular function: ATP hydrolysis activity; ABC-type transporter activity; ATP binding. NCBI's taxonomy places the organism in Eukaryota, Fungi, Ascomycota, Dothideomycetes, Pleosporales, Trematosphaeriaceae. Bases 1 to 4182 code for a protein of 1393 amino acids. Gene Ontology annotation, biological process: transmembrane transport.